This is a messenger RNA of Dothidotthia symphoricarpi CBS 119687, 1164 nucleotides long. RefSeq lists its product as uncharacterized. The record is from RefSeq and is a predicted model, not a curated record. Bases 1 to 1164 code for a protein of 387 amino acids. Lineage: Eukaryota; Fungi; Ascomycota; Dothideomycetes; Pleosporales; Dothidotthiaceae. The transcript has a single exon.
AUGUUGACCAGCACGAUACAUGGCGUACAACUGUUGAAUCCUCAACUGUUCUGCCACCCGACGAAACGCGCUAGCAAAUGCGGUCACGAUAUUCAUCCCUCGGCUUCGGCGCGCACACCUUGGUGUCCAGCCUGUGUCGCGUCGCUGACUAAAGCAAGUUUGGAUGCGAUGCAAAAGAUGCUGGAUUUGAGAGGGGGGCCAACACCAAACGCCUACGAGCGCGACCGAAAGUGGAAUACCAACAGGCUCAGACGCAACAUCGCAAUGCAGCGAUUGGAGAGUGCAAAGCGUAGAGAUCAAUUGCGUAGAGAACGGGAGCAAGCUUGGGAAGAGAUGCAUCAGCGAUACGACUUUGAAAGAGUUCGCGCGGUACUUGACCAGAACUCCGCUGGAUGUUUCGUUUGCGAGACAAUGGCAGCCUCCUAUCCAGAUGAGACCAUCAGAUCGCAAGCUGUGGACGUGGCAUGGUGGGAAAACCCAGAUAGACUUGUCGCCAGUCGUAACCCUGUCCCAAAAAUGCCACGGAAGCGGUCACAAAAGACUGCGCAUGCGUCGAGAGGCUCGCCAACUAUGCGAAAGAUUAUCCAGGACCAUCGGUCAGCUCUGGUGGAUAUGAACAUCCAGAUAGAAGCGUGGAAAAUCCGAUAUAGAAUCGAACGUAGUGUGCGCCGGAAACAUGGUUUGCAUGAAGGAUACCACUUCCAACCAGGCUUCUGGGAAUCUCCAGUUUCCGGUGUUCACGUCCGCCUGCACUAUCAGGUUGCCAGGGAAAACCAGAGGAAGGCGGAACGCCGUGCUCGGGGGAACAUGUCACGUCCUAGGCCUCCCUGCAGCCCUUUGUUGUACUCCGAAACUGUUGGGGAGAUUGAAAUUGACGAGGAGAUGGUACAGACAAUUAAAGAGAAAGAAUACAGGGAAGAGAUGGAAAGACAAGCAAGACGGGCAGCUGGAGAAGUUGGCUAUCUCUACUUUAACGGUGGUAUUGAUGGACUGGAGGAGUGGGAGGAUGAUGUUUUGAGAAGCAACAGGGAUUUGGUAUCAAGGAAGCCGAUGCUGGAGCAUGAGCCGGGGAAUGUUUGCGAGGAAGAAGACACGGACGUUGAUGGUGAUGACGAUAAUGGGGACGAGAAGGAAUCUGAUGAGAUGGAUAUUGGCAAGACAUAG